Messenger RNA from Periconia digitata, 1920 nucleotides. Lineage: Eukaryota; Fungi; Ascomycota; Dothideomycetes; Pleosporales; Periconiaceae. The record is from the annotation of a GenBank genome assembly.
CUCAUCAUCGCAUUCUUGUGCGUUUUGGCUUUACAAUUCCCCGCAAUGCAUACACAACAUGACGCCAAACCUGACGCUAUCCUGGUAGAGGAUAUCAGGUUGGGUCAGGACGACAUGAAAUCGCAAUCCAGCCUUGGGGGACCUCAACUAUUUCAGAACGAUGCUGUCGUUCUGAUACCCACACCCAGUCCUGAUCCGAAGGAUCCUCUCAACCUCGCAACAUGGCAAAAAUACUCCAUCAUCGUUAUCGUGGGUGUCUACUCAGCAUUUGCCGUUCUAGGAACAUCUGGAUUGGGUGCCGUCUACCCAUACGUCAUGGCUAUGUAUCCACCAGAAGAAGCUACCAGGGCCACAGACCUGUUGACCUACCCCACCCUAUUCAUGGGUAUCGGAAACCUCUUCAGCAUGCCACUCUCCGUUGCGGUCGGCAGACGUCCCAUCUUCCUAGCGUCGCUCGUGCUUCUUCUGGCCUCAAGCAUCUGGUGUGCCACUGCGAAGUCUCUCACCAGUCACAUCGCCGGUCGCAAUAUAUUCAGUCUUGCUGCUGGACAGAGCGAGGCACUUGCACCUCUCAUUAUUGAAGAGAUCCAUUUUCUCCACGAAAGGAGCGCUAAAAUCUCCUGGUUUGUUGGGGUACAGACCGUAGGUACUGCUGUCAUGUUCAUUGCUACCACUGCUAUGGUGCCUACAUUGGGUUUGAAAUGGUGGUACGGUGUUAUCGCGAUCGUCACUGGAGUCACUUUGAUCGCAGCUUUCUUUCUCCUGGUCGAGACAAGAUUUGACAGACCUGUCGAUGCGGAUGGUGGUCUUGUUCACCUCCAGUUUGAUCAGCAGGGCAAUGUCGAUCCAAAGGGGGACGAAACGCUUCUAUACCAGGUCACUACUCGACAGAACCAUGUUUUGCAGCCCGAAGUCUUUGGACCAAGAACUUGGAGCCAUGACCUGCGGAUCUUCCACUUCAAGCCCGACUGGAAUUCCACCUUGACCUUCUAUAAAGAAACUAUUUAUUGUCUGCUCAUACCUAACGUCUUCUGGCUUCUACUGCUGAACGGGACAUACCUGGGCCUCUAUGUCUACCAGGCAUCGUCAUUCGCUCAAGUGUUGAUGGCACCUCCUCAUCUCUUCACAAGUAUGCAGCUCGGCUACGUGCAACUAGUGCAAGUGGUCGAUUGCAUGAUCUUAAUUCCUGUAUUGGGUUAUGGAGCUGACUUUCUGGUCAAGACCAUGAGCAGAUGGCGUCAAGGAGUUUUUCUACCGGAAUACCGUCUCAUCCCCCUCGCUUUCCCCGCAGCAUGCGCAAUCAUCUCAGCAGUCCUGUACGGGCGCGGCGCCCAGCACCCUGAAAACUGGCCAUGGAUGACGAUCGUUGGCCCAUAUCACCUGGGCUACUUCGCUUUCAUCGGCUGUAACGUGGUCAGCAUCGCCUAUUGCGUUGACAGCUUUCCCAGAAAAGCCGGGCCGUUGCUUCUCGUGAUCUGCGCUGGGCGCGGCUUUAUAUCGUUCGGUUUGAGCUACACCACCGUCCCCGCUAUUGCUACGCUGGGCUAUGAUGGUGCCAUGAAUAUUAUUGCCAUUGUUGGUGGUGUGCUUGCGAUAUUUCUUGUUCCCGCAUUCAUUACUGGGGCAUUCUUCCGGAGACUCUUCACGAAUAGAUUCUUUGGAGGGGAGUAGCGAGUGCACUUGAGACCUUUAAACGGCUCGACGGACAAGUAGUACAUGUUAUCCUAUACGCGUAGUAUUCCUAGCUUGGAACAGAUCAAUCAGCUUGUAGCGCCGCCACCUUGUCAAUUGGAGCCACAGCUCGACCGAUUGCAUUACCCGUAGCCGCCAUAGGCGAUCGCGAUGCACCGACAGAGUAAUCUCUGUUAAAUUUUCGAGCACAUGAUGAUUAUCAGAACUCUUUUUUACUUUGUUCAGCCU